Molecule: messenger RNA, 1776 nt
Organism: Penicilliopsis zonata CBS 506.65
Lineage: Eukaryota; Fungi; Ascomycota; Eurotiomycetes; Eurotiales; Aspergillaceae
Exons: 5
Coding region: 94-1644 (516 amino acids)
Biological process (GO): regulation of DNA-templated transcription; DNA-templated transcription
Cellular component (GO): nucleus
Molecular function (GO): DNA binding; zinc ion binding; DNA-binding transcription factor activity, RNA polymerase II-specific
Source: RefSeq, a predicted model, not a curated record
CCUCCCGUUCCCCAUACCCCAUUCAUUCCCCGCACCCCACAAACUCUGCUCUUUCAACUUCUGCAUUGUUCCUCUGCAUCGAGUAUCUCGCCAAUGUCCGACUCGAGUUCUCCGCGGUCCAAGCGAGAGGCCAAGAAGCGAACCCGCACUGGCUGUCUCACCUGUCGAGCGAGAAAGAUCAAAUGCGACGAAACACCGGGGAGAUGUGCCAACUGCACGCGCGUGAUGCUCGAGUGUCGAUGGCCGGUCAUGCGGGCUGUCGUGCAACGGGGGGGAGGUCGUCCUCGCACGGCGGCGUGUACGGGAUGCCGGGUUGCGCGAUGCCGGUAUAAGACGGACAUGACUGAGGUUGUGGAGCAUGUUGAGAAUACAGCUGAAGAGGAAAUCGACCGAGAUAUCCUGCUCCCCCAUCUCGACGCCUUCUUCACCUCCGUCUACCCCGUCCAGGGCAACGCCUUCAUCCACCGCGGCACGCUGUUGCGCGACAUCAACGCCCGUCGCGCCGACCGCGCCCUCCUGCUGGCCAUCUGCGCCAUCGCCACACGCUUCCUGCCCACCGCCGUGCCCGGCCGGGAAUGCGGCUGGGCGCGUGAAGCCAAAGCCCUGCUCAUCCUCGAGGGGACCGUCUCCGUGCAGCGUGUCGCCACGGCGUUGAUCCUCGCCAAACACGACAUCCACUGCGGCCGGUUCAGCUCGGCGUGGAUGCUGGCCGCCAUGGCCACGCGGGGGGCUCUGGCUCUAGGACUGCAGAAGCAAGAAGAAGAAGAAGAAAAGACGUUCAUCGAGCGGGAGACCAAGCGCCGGCUCUUCUGGGCAUGUUACUGUCUGGAUCGCAUGAUGGCUCCAGGACUGCCGGACCAGAUCCUCAUCCGGGCAGAUCUGGCGGACUCGAUCGCGCUGCCCUGCGAAGAGCAUUCCUUUCUCCUGGCCAUCUCUCCUCCACGGGCUGGUCUGUUGUGCUCCGACGAUGGAGAGGUCGGGCUGUUCGGACACUACGUUCGCAUGAUGAGUAUCCGGUACGAGAUCCUGCAGACAACAAGGGGCGGCAGCAAUGCAAGUAGAAACGUUCCGUGGAUGUCGAGUGCAUUCCAAGAGUGCGAGCGCAAGAUGACCGCAUGGAAAGCCUCUCUGCCUCCGCAGUGCCAGCUGAGACCAGACACCAUCUACGCCCGCCAGGCGCAGCACCAGCUCACCCCGUUAACCAUGCUGCACGUCUGGUACGAGCAAUGCAUGGCGGAUCUGUACCGCGUCGUCCUCCCUGGCUUCCCGGAAACCAUGGCCGCAGAGGUGCUCUCGUCGGCGCCCCCGGACUGGGUCCAUGGGCAUCAGCUGGCGUGCGUCGAACACGCCCGCAGCAUCGCGCGCACGCUGCAGACCGUCUCGCAGCACGUCGACCUGGCGGCCUCGCCGUUUCUGGACGGCAGUCUGCCCAUGUGUGUGCUGGAGAGCAUGCGUGUGCAGCUGCAGUGGUUCUUCAUGAACGGACAGGCCGAUGCUGCUGCUCUCAGAGAGCAGGUCGAUCUGUUGUUGGGCUAUCUGCAGCCUAUGGCCAGGUAUUUUCGCCAGGCGCAGUGGUUGGUAAGUAGUUUCUCUUCUUUCUUCUCUUCUUCUCUUCUUCUCUUCUUCUUUCUUAUUCUCCUCUAAAGUUGCUUGAAAUGCGGCGUAUGCUCCGGCGACAUGGAAUCGAGGUGGACGAGGGAGAAUGGCCGUACGUAUGCCCUGCAAGGCGGCAACAACAGACAUACUGACCAUCAGGGAUACACCGGUCGAAGCCGA